CGCCGGUCACGUGAUACGGUCUCCAUCGUCGCCAUCUUGAAGCGGUGUCCAAGGGGGUGAAACAAGUAGGGCCAAUAUUUGCUUGUUCAGAAUUAUUACUUCGAGGGAAUGUUCCAAACACGAACAGUGUGAGUCUGCAGGGUGAGUCUGAGUUUCCCAACAGUUAUUGAACUUCUCAAUCAUAAAGAACUCGAGUCCAAACAGUAUUAUGGAAGAAGGAAGUAGCGUUGCAGUAUUGAUGCCAAAUAUUGGAGAACAGGAGGCUGUACUGAUUUCUGAAACAGUCAUUGGCCCAACAUUGCAAAACAGUGAAGAUCAGAGAAAAUGUAAAACUGAUCCAUUAAUCCAUGUUAUCCAAAAGCUAAGCAAAAUAGUCGAAAGUGAGAAAUCACAAAGAUGCCUUUUAAUAGGGAGAAAACGUUCCCAUUCUGACGCUUCUGCACAGUCCUUUGAUACAGAUCUUUGUGAAAUCCCAGCUAAAGCAAUUGAGCUAUCUGUUAUUGCUACUAAAAAGACUGAAGAGUUAAAAGCUGACUAUUUUGUGACUGAAUGUCUUCCACAAAGCAAAAAGAAGGUGACGUGCUACCAGUGCAGUCUAUGUAAAUUUCUAUCACCUUCUCUCUUAACGCUACAAGAACAUAUAAAACAACAUGGGCAGAAAAACGAAGUGAUACUGAUGUGCUCAGAAUGCCAUUUUACUUCUAAAAACCAAGAAGAACUUGAAUCUCACUUCCAAAAUCACCAUGAGAAUGAAGGUAAAAAUAGCAUCCAGACAAACGUGCAGCGGUGUGUAAAUGCAUCAAGUUCGCUUUUGCAAGGGACAGUGGAAGGAAAUGCCAAAUCAGGGGCUGGAAAUACAGAAUGUAAAGAUACCACUCAGUCUAGUCACAUAUCUGAAAUGGGUAGGAGGAAAUGGUAUACUUAUGAGCAGUAUGGCAUGUACCGAUGUUUGAUUUGUCGGUACACCUGUGGUCAGCAACGAAUGUUGAAAACACACGCUUGGAAACAUGCAGGUGAAGUUAAUUGUUCCUAUCCUAUCUUUGAGGAAGAAAAUGAAACUGCCAACUUGUCAGAGACAGCUGUAACUCAUACACCUCAUAGCAUGGAUACAGUUGUUCUUUCUUUGGAAAACAAUGAACUAGAUAUCCAUAGUGAACCUACUCUUCAGCUUCAGAUUUGCAAUUCUGAGCGACUGUCGUGCAAAUCACCAGUAGGAACAAAUGUAAAAGAGGAUGAGAUGAUAAAUCAGUCUGUAGUGCAUUCUCCUACUACAGAGGAGACUGUUUCAGAUACAGAACAGGAUAAUUUGAUAACUGAUAGCCUACUUUCAUCAGCACAGAAAAUCAUUAAUUGUAGCCCAAAUAAAGAGGGUCACGUUAAUGUAAUAGUCGAGCGUUUGCCAGGUGCUGAAGAAAGUGUCUUACAAAAGUCUUACUUGAUGAACACUGACAUUGAAACAGAAAAAAAAUUAAUCUCGGAGGAAUCCCAUGUUACCUCUGAAGAGCCCAAUGGAGUUUAUCAUUCAGGUGAAAUCCAAGAAGUAAUAAUAGGAUGGAAUAAUACUGAAAAAAAAGACAAUGAAUUAAGCUCUAUAAAAAAUGUAACAACUGAUGAAAAUGCACCUCCUGUACGAAGAAGGACAAAUUCAGAGUCCUUACGACUACACUCACUAGCUGCAGAAGCUCUUGUUACGAUGCCUAUCAGAGCUGCAGAGCUAACAAAGUCUAGCUUGAGGACUUUGACUGGGGAAGACUCUGUGGAUGCAGAUACAGGGCAGGGAGAGGCUGAUGGUCCAGGCAUGGCUCGUUCUAGAGUGGUAUCCUCACUUAAGAAUCCAUCAGAGGAGUUUUCUGGCUUAAACCAAAGUGAAUGUGCAAUAGUUGAGAUACAGAAAGAAAGGCCAGAGUUAUCAGAAGCACCAAUUAAAAUGGGCAUCAGUAUGUCUCUACUCACUGUCAUUGAAAAACUGAAGGAGAGGACAGAUCAAAAUGCUUCUGAUGAUGACAUUUUGAAAGAAUUACAAGACAACGCACAAUGCCAAAAUGCAAACGAUGCAAAUAUUCCAGGAAGUAACCUGGUAGAAUAUAUACCUAAUGUAGACCGACCCUACCGCUGUCGCCUCUGCCACUACAGCAGUGGUAAUAAGGGCUACAUAAAACAACACUUGAGAGUCCAUCGUCAGAGGCAGCCCUAUCAGUGUCCUAUCUGUGAACACAUUGCUGACAAUAGUAAGGAUUUAGAGAGCCACAUGAUCAACCACUGCAAAACAAGAAUGUAUCAGUGCAAGCAAUGUGAAGAAUCUUUUCAUUAUAAGAGCCAACUGCGAAGUCAUGAGAGAGAGCAACAUGGUCUUCCAGAUAUCUAUUCAACAUCCACGUCUAACAAACUAAUAGUUUCCAGUGAAGUAGAUGAAAGAGAAGGAAGUAAGUCUUCAGUUCAGAAACUGUAUAGAUGUGAUGUAUGUGACUACACCAGCACAACUUACGUUGGCGUACGAAAUCACAGACGAAUUCAUAACUCUGAUAAGCCAUACAGAUGUCGAGUAUGUGACUUCGCCACCACAAAUAUGAAUAGCUUGAAAUGCCAUAUGAGGCGUCACCCCCAGGAGCAUCAGGCAGUGCAGCUAAUGGAACAGUACAAGUGUUCUCUCUGUGGAUAUGUGUGUAGCCAUCCUCCUUCCCUGAAGUCCCACAUGUGGAAACAUGCAAGUGACCAAAAUUAUAACUACGAACAAGUCAACAAGGCUAUUAAUGAUGCAAUUUCACAAAGCAGCAGGUUUCAAGGACAGCUUCCUGACAAAACCUUAUUAGAAGGCACAGAAGAAAGUACAGUAUCUAUUCUAGGAAGUUCAGACAACCUGGUGUCUUUUACAGAGUCUAUUAACCAGACUAAUAAUGAAAUUUCAGGUUCUGAUGAAAAUGAAAAGCCUAAUUUGAUGAAUACCUCAUGCAGUUUAGAAAAGAACUCCACUCUACCCCAUCUUGGCACAGAAUACUGUGUUCUUCUCUUCUGCUGCUGCAUUUGUGGUUUUGAGUCUACCAACAAAGAAAAUCUGCUGGGUCACAUGAAAGAACAUGAGGGUGAAAUAAUAAAUAUUAUCCUAAAUAAGGACCACAGCACAAAUCAGAACACAAUCUAGGUAAAGCAGUAAGUGGAGGAUAGGGUUUCCUAGAGUGAAUAUUUACUUUCUUUGCUAAUUUUGCCUGAGAAACUAAAGAGAAGAAUUGCAAGCAAAACUUGAUGAUUUCCCAUCCUAAGUCCUUGUUUCACUAAGAAUAUAAAAUUUUAACCAGGUAUUGAUGAAUCACUUUAGAGAUAAAUACUGAGAGCAGGGAAGAGAAUAAUCCACAUUAACCUGGUAUUUCUCUACAUGGUGCCAAGAGUGCAGGAUUGUUGCUUUUUUUUCCUUUCGUUGACAGGUACUAGUCAGUAAUAAUGCAUUAGUACAGUGUGUUAAAACCCAAAGGUAUGAAAGCUUUAUAUCAUCUGAAAAGCUUUGGUGUUUUCCAAAUAUUUAGGCAAAUAACUUUCUUUACUCUCUUUUUUGAAACUGGCAUCACACCAGAUACAAAUUCACAAUAUGAUCUCAUCUAACUCAGCCUGGAUUCCGGAAGGUAGAGAGGAGAGGUGGGUGAGGACAUGUGUGUGCUUGCACAUACGCCUAGGCAUUUCAUCUUCCCAAUCUAUUUUUAAGGCUUUACAAACUCCAAGCUGUGUUUCAAAAAAGAGUGGUAUCCUAUCUGUUGAUUUAGAGCACCAGGAGCUGAGUAGCCUAGAAGCAUUUUGCUAGUAACUGUUUCUCCAGUGGGAUCCUAAUAGAAUAUAUCUUUUUAAUUGAUUGCGUGUGAAAGACUCUUUAUAAUAAUGACCUGCUGUAUGUUAAGGGCUUUAUUAACACAUUCAGCAGAACUAUUUUAAAAAAAAAAACAACAUAGAAACAAACAAAAAGCAACACUGAGCAUCUCAUAUAUCACUUGUCACUUGCAGUGAUUACUUUGCAGUACAUGAGCACUGUAUUCUAAUGAGAUCAAGGUGUUAACAAUAAUUGCUACGAAGAGAUUUUUAAACCUAUGUAGAUCCCAAGGAUGUAGAUGAGCAUGAGCUGGGAUUUUGAGUGAUGCCUACAUGCUCUGGAGUUCUUUCAAAAUCCCACUGGCUGUCUAAAUUUCCCAUUUGUGUGGCGGAGUUGUCACUAUAGAAAUAGUUCAUAGAAAGAUAAUCUUCCUACAGAAAGUUGUAUUUCAAAAAAUAAAACAUGGCAAACUAUUUUAAGCAAAAUAAUAAAAAACAGUCAGUUGUAGAACAAAUUUUGCUAGUUCAUAAAUAUGAAUUUAUAAAGAGAAUUCAGGAUUACUUUGUUUUCUAAGGAACACAUGGAAGUCUCUCCCUUUUUUUCCCCUGCUAACAGCAGUCUGCAGUAGAAGAUGUUAAUCUAUAUGUCAGUUGGGAUCAGGCUAAUUACCAGGCAACUUUUUGAGGUUAUGUAUAAAGUUGGCUAUCUAAAUUGUGUGGGAUAUGCAUUUCAACGGAAUGAAAUAGUAGCACUUCUGAAUAAGCCCUUUCAUAACAUGAUUUAAACUUUUGUGUGGCUAUUUAUUUCUGCUUUUAAAGAAUGGCAGUAGCACAGAAGCAUGCCUAGUUCCUGACAUGGGAAUGCAGUUGCCUGAUUUUUUUAUUAGCUUGUUACUUAAAAAUGACCUGCUCUUAGAAAAAUAGCAUUUUAUUUCCCAUUUAUGCAUUUCUGCUAGCAGAAAAUAAGCUACAACAGUAAAUCCAAGAAGGUGCCGUUUGUACAUAUGUAUGUACAUAGCAUACAGUCUGCUGUGCACUGCUGACUGAAAGUGGCAAAGAGGAGAAGAAAAAAAGUUUGGUUGCAACUUUACAAUACAGCAUGAAAUCUAAAUGCUAGGGCAAAAGGCACGAAGAUUCCAGCUACAUUUUGUGGGUUUUGUUUGUAAGUGAUUUCCUUAGCUUGUUCUUUGGAUUAAAUAUAUAUUACUUUGUUUAUAAAUUAGAUAUUGGAAAGUAUAUAUUUUACUUUAAAAUUGGUCAUGAUAUAACAUCAAAGCAUUUUAUAAGGCAUUUGAGAUACUUUAAAUACAAAUGUGAAGCAAGUACUAUUUUAUGUUAAAAGUUAUAUUUCAGAUUUCUACAAGAGGAUUUUACAUUGAAAAACACGAUUUAUUCACAUCAUGUCAGAAUGAAUUAGAGAUAAAGUCUGCCAGUCAAUGUGCACAGAAACCAUAGUUUGCCACAUUCUUAUUUUUGCAUAAAGGGGUGGUUAUAUAAGGUUGCUCUGCUAGUGAGAGAGAAAAGGUGAAAAACUUGUAUUCACAGACUAAGAAGAGAAGCAAGUAACUUCAAAGUUAACAGUUUAGGUCUAUGUUCAGGCCACACUUGCAGCAGUAAGUAUAAUCACCAAGACUCCUUGUAAUGGGAGUAGGAACCAAAACAUAUCUAUUUACAAUUGCUCUUUGCAAUCUUGUUGCUUUUUUUCUGCUAAACCAUGGGUUGCUGCGCAAUAGUAUCAAGCUAGUUGCCUCUAAAAACUGCUAUGGAUCUACCAGUUGCCAACAAAUUAUUCUUUCCUGGAAACACGAAAGCAUUUUUAACUCUCCUGUUGCUUGCUGUUAGUUACCCUCUCACAAUUCCUAUGGCCUUUAUCAGAAGUUCUGCAUGUGAAGUAAUUAUAGGCUUAGUUUCUGAAAGCAAAGUAUUUCUCAGGUUAUCUGCUUUAGAAAGCAUAUGGUUGGCUUGGCUGCAUGUUAUAUGAGGGUUUUUCAAGCACAUUUCAAAGUCACUAACACUGCAGUCUUCCCCUUUCUUUAAGCUUUUAAAAUAUUUUUUGGAUCUUUUGUCACAGCACUAUCAGCUGAUCAGCUUUCCUCUUCCUGUUUGUUUUAAUGAGGUCUGUGACUUACAGCUUUGAUUUUAAAUGCCUGUACUUCUACUAAUGAGAAAACUUCAUUCAUACUAGGCUAUAAUGAUAAAUAGGUGCAUAUUUCAUCUUUCAGAUUUAUGCUUGGCCUGGAGAAAUGGGAUUCAGUCAGAGUUAUUGUAUUUUCCUCUUUCAGAAGCACUUAUUUAAUCAUUUUUAAAAAUGUACAGUUGGUACUCAAAGUAACAUUUGUUAAGAUAUAUUUAAUAGAAAUUUACAUUUGCAUUUGAUAUUCAUGGACAUGGGUACAUGUAUUUUUUUAAGAAAAGGUAUCGUAACACUAUGGCACUGCUUUUAUAGCCAAAGUUUAAAAAAAAAUAAUUACAAAACUGACAUGUAAAGACUGCAGUUAAUGCUGAUGCUGUAUCUUAUUAAAUAGGAUGACUUCUGUUUUAUGAAAUUAUCCAGCACAUUAAGCUGCAUGCCUUAAGCUCUCUCUAGGAUUGUGUUCCUGAUAGAUGACUGUUUGGAACUAUGAAGCAAAGUCUGUAGUACUACUUUAACUACCUUCUGAAAUACUGUACAAUGUUAGAAUAAUUUAUUUUGCUUUACAGGAGUUUGUCACGUAUUGACUUUAAUAUUGUAUUUUGGUAAUAAACUUUUUU
Messenger RNA from Lagopus muta (rock ptarmigan), 6543 nucleotides. RefSeq names its product zinc finger protein 507 (gene ZNF507). The transcript is spliced from 8 exons. Gene Ontology annotation, cellular component: nucleus. The record is from RefSeq and is a predicted model, not a curated record. Lineage: Eukaryota; Metazoa; Chordata; Aves; Galliformes; Phasianidae. Gene Ontology annotation, biological process: regulation of gene expression. Bases 209 to 3139 code for a protein of 976 amino acids.